AUGUUGAGGGGCUUCUGUCUUUGGCUUCUCCCAUCUUUUCUCAAGAAAAAAAUGAGAUACCCAGCUAUUAGUUUCCUCAGGCCAAGUAGCAUUCGUUUCAUAGCAAGCUUUGUCAUCUUGUUCUUGGGCUGUUUAACCGCUAACAUCAGCCUCUGUCUUCCCAUCAUCCCUUCUUCAUUGGAAACACUUUCUGUUGACGGGCAUUUCAGUUUCCAUGGAAUUGAGCAUGCAGCCAGAGACUUUGGGAACCGGUACCAGUUCCUUCCUCAGGCAGUCUUGCAUCCAAAGUCAGUUUCUGAUAUUGCCAUGACCAUAAAGCAUGUUUGGCAAAUGGGUCCUGGUUCAGAGCUCACAGUUGCAGCUAGAGGCCAUGGCCACUCACUCCAAGGCCAAGCACAAGCUCACCAAGGAAUUGUGAUCAACAUGGAAUCACUCCAAGGCACUGAAAUGCAGGUUUACACAGGAAAUUUUCCAUAUGUGGACGUCUCUGGUGGUGAGUUGUGGAUAAAUAUCCUGCAUGAAAGCCUGAAAUAUGGGUUAGCACCAAAAUCUUGGACAGACUACCUACACCUCACAGUUGGCGGUACUCUUUCCAAUGCUGGGAUCAGUGGACAGGCCUUUCGGCAUGGCCCCCAAAUCAGUAAUGUCCACUGGCUGGAGGUUGUUACAGGAAAAGGAGAGGUGAUAAAUUGUUCGAAGAAUCAGAAUGGGGACCUCUUCCACAGCGUUCUUGGAGGACUAGGACAAUUUGGCAUCAUUACUCGAGCAAGAAUUUCUCUAGAACCAGCACCCAAAAUGGUGAAAUGGAUCCGGGUCCUGUACUCAGAUUUCUCCACAUUUGCCAGAGACCAGGAAUAUCUAAUAUCUGCAGAAAACACAUUUGAUUAUAUUGAAGGAUUCGUAAUAAUAAACAGGACUGGUCUCCUAAAUAACUGGAGAUCAUCCUUCAAUCCACAAGAUCCAGUCCAGGCCAGCCAGUUUGAGUCAGAUGGAAAAAUUCUCUUCUGCCUAGAAUUAACCAAGAACUUCAAAGUGGACAAUACCAAUAUCAACCAGGAAGUUGAGAGCUUAUUGUCUCAGUUAAGCUACAUACCAUCAACACUUUUCCUAUCAGAAGUUCCAUAUAUAGAUUUCUUGGAUAGAGUUCAUGUGUCUGAGGUCAAACUACAUUCAAAAGGCUUGUGGGAGGUUCCACACCCAUGGCUCAAUCUUCUGGUUCCCAAAAGCAAGAUACACAAUUUUGCUGAAGAAGUUUUUGGAAAAAUUCUUAAAGACACCAGCAAUGGCCCCAUUCUUAUCUACCCAGUUAACAAAUCAAAGUGGGACAAUAGAACUUCUGCUGUUAUCCCAGAGGAAGAUAUUUUUUACCUCGUAGCAUUCCUUUCCUCUGCAGUUCCCUCUUCCACAGGAACUGAUGGUUUAGAGUAUAUCUUAAGUCGGAACAAAAGAAUUCUGGACUUCUGCAAAACAGCCCGUCUUGGAGUGAAACAAUAUCUACCCCACUACACUACACAGGAAGAAUGGAGGACCCACUUUGGCCCACGUUGGGAAGCCUUUGCACAGAGAAAAUCUGCUUAUGACCCUUUGGCAAUCCUUGCUCCUGGCCACAGAAUUUUUCGAAAGGCGACACCCUUCUUGUGACAAGGACCAUGAUUUAAAAAUAAAGAUGGGACCCUUAAUGUACUUGGAGAAAUGCCUAGGGGAAAAUACUGUAAAUUGAUAGCUAUAAAAUUCAGUAUGUCUCACAUCUUCUCCGCAACUGUAAGUGUAAUGGGGAGGUGGGGGGGCUUAUUGAAAUUUUGUUGAACAAAUGGGUUAAACAUUUUAAAUAAGAAUUAUUUAAUAGACUUGCAAAAGGGACAGGUGAAUAUCAGCCCCAUAAAUGAUGUAUAUAUUAAGCUAAUGAAUAAAAAGCAGAUUAGUUUCUCUCAUGAA
Molecule: messenger RNA, 1935 nt
Organism: Vitis vinifera (wine grape)
Lineage: Eukaryota; Viridiplantae; Streptophyta; Magnoliopsida; Vitales; Vitaceae
Product: cytokinin dehydrogenase 9
Exons: 5
Coding region: 1-1641 (546 amino acids)
Biological process (GO): cytokinin metabolic process
Molecular function (GO): cytokinin dehydrogenase activity; FAD binding
Source: RefSeq, a predicted model, not a curated record